Molecule: messenger RNA, 1263 nt
Organism: Pomacea canaliculata
Lineage: Eukaryota; Metazoa; Mollusca; Gastropoda; Architaenioglossa; Ampullariidae
Product: neuronal acetylcholine receptor subunit alpha-6-like
Exons: 3
Coding region: 1-1263 (420 amino acids)
Biological process (GO): chemical synaptic transmission; signal transduction; nervous system process
Cellular component (GO): synapse; neuron projection; membrane
Molecular function (GO): transmembrane signaling receptor activity; neurotransmitter receptor activity; extracellular ligand-gated monoatomic ion channel activity
Source: RefSeq, a predicted model, not a curated record
AUGGAUACCGUGCAUCUAGCAAGUCUGACAAUGUUGCUGGUGAAAGCAGUUUUCUCCCAAAGUGCUGAAGAUGUAGCUCGGGUCCACUCAGACCUGCUCACCAACCAGUUCCCUAAAGUUCGUCCCGAGAAGGACUUGUCCCAGGUGACAGUCGUCAACAUGUCGUUUCACCUGAUCUCAGUGAACGGUCUGGACACAGCUUCGCAAAAACUGUCAACCAACGGGUGGAUCAAAGUGUCGUGGAAAAAUACGUACCUGGAGUGGGACCCCGCAAACUACAGUGGAGUUUGGCGAAUAUUCCCAGAACCAGACAAGGUGUGGCUGCCUCGUCUGACUGUCAUCAACAGCCUCAAUGAGUUGAAGCCCAUCGGGACAAGCUACAGCUUCAUCAUGGUCACAUCUGAUGGAAUAACUUCAUGGUACCCUGCAGAAGUAUUUGAAACCUUCUGUGCAAUUAAUGUUAAACAAUUUCCGUUUGAUUUUCAAACGUGUAAUUUCGCUAUUUUCAACUGGGGAGAAAGCAAAAUAGAGGUGGAUCUUCAGGUGACUAAUGAUUCCGUGGAUCUGAGCACUUACUUCAACAAUAGUCAAUGGGAGAUGACGAACACGCGGGUCUUCAAAGAAUUCAUGAAGGUGGACGGCGAAUCGCAUCCGGUAGUUACCGUGGAGAUCACAUUGAAGCGUCUGAAUGUUCUGUUGGUCCUCACCGCUGUCCUGCCCAUCGAUGUGCUUUCAUUGAUCAAUGUCUUCGUCUUCCUCAUUCCUCCUCAGUCAGAAGAGCGUCUGUCGUUUUCCAUGAGCGCCUUUCUCUCCUAUGGAGUGUUCUUCAGCUUCCUGCUCGACUCCUUGCCUUCUUCCGGAGGAGAAGUUCCCCUGGCUUUGCUCCUAACUACCGUGCUGCUCUUUCUUUCUGCUGCCUGCAUCCUUCUGUGCAUCUUGACCUCGAUCCUCGUUCACCGUGAUGAUGUCACUCGUCCUGUUCCUGUCUUCACCAAGAAUGUGGUCCUGUGGCUGGAGGUUGUCCUCCUCAUGAAGAGGAAACCUUCGCGACUUCAACAUGUCAACAAGAUAAAUGUCGUCGGCGUCGCUGUGGAAGAAGUCACUGAAGAUUCCAUUUCCCAAGCGGUGUAUGCAAGAGAAGAUAACCAUGCUCGGCAGGAGCCGGUACUUCCGGUGACCUCCCAGCAGAGCGUCACGUGGCUUAGAUCAUUGAUAACUGGUGAGCUGUACUCAGCUGCGACCAUUGCUAACACCAUCCCCUAA